Molecule: messenger RNA, 7173 nt
Organism: Varanus komodoensis (Komodo dragon)
Lineage: Eukaryota; Metazoa; Chordata; Lepidosauria; Squamata; Varanidae
Gene: SMAD3
Product: SMAD family member 3
Exons: 9
Biological process (GO): cell differentiation; transforming growth factor beta receptor signaling pathway; BMP signaling pathway
Cellular component (GO): heteromeric SMAD protein complex
Molecular function (GO): RNA polymerase II cis-regulatory region sequence-specific DNA binding; I-SMAD binding; DNA-binding transcription factor activity, RNA polymerase II-specific
Source: RefSeq, a predicted model, not a curated record
CCCUUCACGCCGCCCAUCGUCAAGCGGCUGCUGGGCUGGAAGAAGGGCGAGCAGAACGGGCAGGAGGAGAAGUGGUGCGAGAAGGCGGUGAAGAGCCUGGUGAAGAAGCUCAAGAAGACCGGGCAGCUGGACGAGCUGGAGAAGGCCAUCACCACGCAGAGCGUCAACACCAAGUGCAUCACCAUCCCCAGGUCGCUGGACGGGCGGCUGCAGGUGUCCCACCGGAAGGGCCUCCCCCAUGUCAUCUACUGCCGGCUGUGGCGGUGGCCAGAUCUUCACAGCCAUCAUGAGCUCCGGGCCAUGGAGAUGUGCGAAUAUGCGUUCAGCAUGAAGAAGGAUGAAGUCUGUGUGAACCCGUAUCACUACCAAAGAGUGGAAACACCAGUGUUGCCUCCAGUCCUCGUGCCGAGACACACAGAAAUCCCAGCGGAAUUCCCACCGCUUGAUGACUACAGCCACUCUAUUCCGGAGAACACCAACUUCCCAGCAGGCAUAGAACCUCAGAGCAACUACAUUCCAGAGACACCUCCACCUGGCUACCUGAGCGAGGAUGGAGAAACCAGCGACCCUCAGAGGAAUCACAGUAUGGAUGCAGGUUCUCCAAAUUUAUCUCCAAACCCGAUGUCUCCUGCACAUAAUAAUCUGGACCUCCAGCCCGUCACCUACUGCGAGCCGGCCUUCUGGUGCUCCAUCUCGUACUACGAGCUCAACCAGCGAGUCGGGGAGACCUUCCACGCGUCGCAGCCCUCCAUGACCGUGGACGGCUUCACCGACCCGUCCAACUCCGAACGCUUCUGCCUCGGCCUGCUGUCCAACGUGAACCGCAACGCCGCCGUGGAGCUCACCCGGCGGCACAUCGGGAGAGGUGUGCGGCUGUAUUACAUCGGAGGAGAGGUCUUUGCGGAGUGCCUGAGCGACAGCGCCAUCUUCGUCCAGUCUCCCAACUGUAACCAGCGCUACGGCUGGCAUCCAGCGACCGUGUGCAAGAUCCCGCCAGGCUGCAACCUGAAAAUUUUCAACAACCAGGAGUUUGCUGCCCUGCUGGCGCAGUCCGUGAACCAGGGCUUCGAGGCGGUCUAUCAGCUGACGCGCAUGUGCACCAUCCGGAUGAGCUUCGUUAAGGGCUGGGGUGCCGAGUACAGGCGGCAGACGGUCACCAGCACACCCUGCUGGAUUGAGCUUCACCUGAACGGCCCCCUGCAGUGGCUGGACAAGGUCCUCACCCAGAUGGGCUCCCCCAGCAUCCGCUGCUCCAGUGUGUCCUAGAGGAGGGGCAGCUGAAGCCGAGGCCCAAAAGCGGGGACUCUGUCGGCCCGUCGCCCGAGCGUCCGCAGCCUGUCUGACCGACGGGGCAUCCCGAGAACGAGCGUUUCGGCUGGCGGUUGCUCCUCUCCUGGGCCCCGUCUGUCUGGCAACCGUCCCUCCCCUCCAGCGGAAGAUGCUGCUCCACGCCAGCGAGACUUUGCCAGGGCUGGGCCGCUCCUGCCCGAACAGCCGGCACGUCCGUCGCGGUGGUGCCUUGGACCCUCGUGGAAGGCAUCGCGACGCCCCGCCCCGCCGUCUGGACUCCUGCUCGAGUGGAGCGCAGCUCGGCUGGGGCGACCUCACCUGCCGCCGCGUGCCGGGGCGCCGCGUGUCCGGAGUGGCUCCUCGCAGCUGCUCUGGGACUGGGAGCGAGCAAGGGAGACGCCUCCGUAGCGCCGGCCCACAGGCAUCUCGUUCGAGAUGAUCCAGCUGGAACGGGGGGUGCGGCGUGGGGGGGACCGUGACAGCUUUUGACAUUCCUUUUCCAGUGUUUGCUUCUGGGCCUCCUCCCCGGCCCAUCUCUGGCAGACCAUUUGUGGGAACGGUGAAGAAAGCCGUUUGGAUUAAAAUCUGGAGCAACGGGUGCGGGAGGGAAGAAAGCUGGAAUUCGGUCAGGAAGGAGGAGUCGCCCCCCUCUUUGCUUUGCUCCGUUGUUGCGAUCUCAGAGAUGAAAUUAGCUGUAAAGUGCACACACCGUGGCUGCCUCAUCCCACAUCGGCGCAUGCCUUAAAAUCCCCCUUUCCUUUACGUUUAGCUUAUCGUGGUGCGAUCUCACCACUUCCUGCAAAGGAGUCUGACACUUGCCAAGACUGGGGGCCCUUCUGCAUUAACUUUGUGUUUCUCCCACGUUGUUUUCCUGCUGUCCUGUUUUAGCCUUUAGCAGUUGCUUUAAGGGGUCUCAGAAUUCAGUAGUGGAAACCUUCCAGAAGGGAGCUAAGCAGCCCUGCUAACUGGACCAGGGGAGAUGAAAGUCACAAUCAGCCAAGGGUGUGAUUCUCUGCCGUCAGGACCCCCCUUCGCUGCUGGAACGUCUUGUGAAGAACAUCCUCUGCUAGGGGCCAGUCGCAAGGGUCUUUAGUAAGAAAGGCACACUGGGCCAGCACGCAGUUCCCAUAUUAAUCGGCAGCGCAGUUUUGGUUCUCAGGGAUUCUGGAGCUCGAAAUUCAUUUGCGGGCGUGCUUAAUGCUGCGUGCGAACAGCAAGUUUGCGCCUGCCCAUGCAGCUGCCGGUAUUCUUGACUGUGAGGUCAAAACCCGAGUGACUCCCAAGAGAAGAGAUGGUUGUUCUGCGACUGGAGAUGGGCACGACAUGCAAGGUGAGGCCCUUAAACCGCAUUUCUAGGAGGCCAUCACGGCGCCUGGAUGAGUCCUCCGGCCCUGAGCGGCCAGUGUCUUCCGCGCAGCAGCCGAGAAUCGCUGCCUUGGCUCAGGGCAGGCAUGGCUCCUUAGCCGGGUACACCUGCCUGGAAUCUCUCUGGAGACCACGCUCCGAGGCCCCGGUGGCCACCGCACCACACCUCGCGCCUCUGAGGCACUGCUGAACGGAGUGCGUGCCCCGUGCAGCAGGGAGCUGCCACCUGGCUGACACUGCUGUUGCCUGCCCGGCUGAAGGUUUGCCUCCUCACCCCAGCGAAACGGCAUGUGCUCCCCGCCUGGGCGGCCAGCGCAAGCCUGCUCUUCGCCAGACUUUGCCACCGAGCGGGCGUUGCCAGAGCCUGGUCAGGAAGGCGCGGCCACCUGCUCAGAAGCAGGAAUGGGGCCCUUGAGGAACACUUUAAGCAGCGCUGCUUUUGCUACAGGAACAUCAUUGCCGGAGGGGGUUUUCCUUUGGCAAAUAUGGGGAUGCACCAAGAGUCUUAAGACAGUGGAUUUAUCGAAUGUUCUUUGCGUGCAUACCUAAAAUGAGGCAAGAGGGGAAUGCAGAAUCCGACCCUUCCUGCAUGCCUUGUGAUGCACCAGAGAGCCUUUAAAUGUUCGGGGAGGAGGCUGCUUUUCAGAGAGGGUUUUGCUGACCCUGCAGCUUUCUGGAGCGAUGUUUGUGACUAACGAGACAUUCCUUGCUGGCUUUUCCAAAAUGAUUUUCGAUUGAAUCGUGCAGCGCUUGUAUUCACCUAAGUUGUGACAUUCUGGUUUGAGCUGCUGGACAAAUUCUGAAUUGAGUAGUUGCUCCUGGACUCCUGGGGGCUUGCUGGGUCAUGUUAGAGCAGUCAGGAAUUUUUGCGGUAGCCAAGAAACUUCUGAACAGGGAUUUCUGUUUUUCUCAUCCUCUUUUCUUUCCGUGAGGCACUACGAUGCCCUACACUGGGUGGAACUAUGCACAGUGAUACAAGUAUGCGAUCUUGUUGUAGCAUUUGGGUGGCAUGAUCACUCAGAACAGGCCAGCACGGUCUUCAUCCAUCUGAAGUGCAUAUUCUGCGUUGAUUUUACAGUCAUUUCCCAAGGAGCAGGGUCGGCAGACUCCUGUUGGAGCCUGCAAGAAUUAGCCGAAGAAAUGUUUGAACCCCCAAAUCCCCGACGUGGACAUCUCUUGCAGUCCGGCAUGUGUGUAUUUGAAGCAGCUUCUUAAGACGCUCCAGCCUGCCGGGUUUUCUUCUUGGUUACCCUCCUGCCUGUCGUUUGCCGUUCACCUGCAGGCUUCUCUCUCAUCAUAGGAACUCACUCCUGCCCAUGGAGGAUUCCGUCCGUCUGUAGCUGCUGCAGCAGAGAGAGGAGUCCUGGGAUUUGGGCCGUUUCCAGUGUCCCAUUUCUGUUGCUCUAUGAAACUUUCCUUAUACAAAAGUAAAGUGGUGGUGGGGAAUCUCUCGUGUACGACGUUUCCUCAGAGUGGAAACAGCCCAUUUAAGACAUCAAGGUCUGCCAAGCGACUGCCACUACUUUGAAGAGGCUGCUGCUGUUUUAAUAGCUUCACAUCCAAGUCGAAGAACUGAUAUUCUCAGAAGCACCUGAACCAGUUUUAAAGGCCCAGAUCCUUUCAGUGCAAGUUUUGCCUUCAUCCAGCCCAUUGAUAGGAGCGAGUUUCAUUUAGGGACUCUUGACCCUUUUCAGUUCUUUAAAAAAAAACCUUUACAUUCUCUGUUUUACAUAUAUCUAAAAGCUCUCUAUGCCCAUCUCUUAUUAGUCACUUUUAAAGGAAAGUAAUGAGAUUUAGUUGCCAGAUAGAGGGUGCAAUCUAGCAAAAUUUAUUCAAGUGCACUUAACUUCCUCUGAAUUGCAUCCUGCAUUCUGUCUGGGAGCUCCUCGUGGCCUUGAUCUCGUGGUUGCCAGUGAGCAACCUGGAAACGGUGCUGCAAAAGGGACCCAGCUGCAGCUUCCCCACCACCCUUUUCCCUGAAACUGUGCCCACACCUUCCCUCCCACCCGUUGAAACAUGGUGCUCAUGCUGCCCCACUUCACGUGGGAGGGGAAGGCAGUGGGAGCAGCAGGGAGGGGCAGGCCCCAAACCAGGACCCAUAUGAUAAGGCCUCUCUAUUCUCUUCUGUGGGAGACUGUGCCCCCCCCCCUUUUAGGUGGGUGCAGGACAUGUUUGUUUCUGCAGAGUAAAAACAUGCAAGCUUAAAUGACCCAUGUAGAAUUCCUCAGAUCUCAGGUUUGCUCUCUGGAGUGUUAAGACUUGGCUUUUUCCCCCGGGGUGGGUGGGGGUCGCAAAGCAAGCACAGGCCAAGCAGAAAACGCACGGGAUGGAGAAACUCGGCACUUCCUCCUUUGGUUAGAGCUGCACUUUAGCAAUGCCGUUGCUUCCCGCACUUAUGAUCAGUCUGGAGCGGCGCAGCGCUACCCAGGUGCCCUCGUGGAGGCACUGCCCGCACUCAUGGCAGCCCCUCCUUUCCUGGCCUGCCUGCCAGGUCGUCUCCCGGCUCCGCUGAGUGGAGGGGGUGCCCUGUGGCGGCGGGUGGCCAUGGGGCCAGGGGGGUCGGGACGGGGCCUCCACGCCACGUGGGCAACUUCCUGGCCCUUCCUUUAUCUCAAGUAGGCCUGCUUGCCUCUCCUUGCGCCUUGCUCGUGGCAACCUCCACAUGCCGUGAUUAACUUCUAAAACGAGAGACAGCCAUGCCCACCCUUCGUAAAACUAAGUGUGUGCGUGUUCAAGGCACCCACCUGUUUGCCAUGACCGAGUGUGUUCCCGGCUUUUGAAGCACGUUCCAGGGCAGGGCCCUGGCUGCCCUCAUGCUGAAAGUGGGGCGGCAGGCGGCUGUCCAUUUGGCAUUCAAGGUUUCGACACGGACAGCCCGGGCUGAGCCGCACCAGUGUGGGUGUUCAGAUUGUGCACGUACUUGUACUGGAAUCUGCCUUUUAGUGGGGCUCCCUGGCUCUUCCUCCAGGAGCCUUGUCUUUCGUGGCUGGGGACUGAGCUGGCCCUUUGACUCCCACAGUGGCCCUUGUUUGAUACGGCUGCGGGACAGCAAAUCCAAGUAGCCAUGGUGCUUCCUUUCCGUGACCGUGGUGAAACUAUUACUGUUUUUUUUUUUUAACAUAAUGAACCAAGUCGCCGUGCGUCUUAGUUUGCAUUUAGGGAGCUGCAGAGUCCAGGCCCUUCGCGUGGAAUUCAACGAGGCAGCAGGACCUUGCAGGAGGGAUUGGAAAACGGCUGGUGGCUGUUUUGAUGUGGCGGUUGGAGGAGCGCGUGGCCCAGGCGGGAGUCCGGCCCCAGCCAGACCCAAGCAGCGACUGGCGAAAGGCCAACGAUCCGCCUCCCUCUGGGGCUGGUUUCUGCUUGGACAAGAGAAGCCGGAUGCAGGCCAGGAUGCGACAGGGCAUCGCAGCGCCAUGGCUGCUCCUCCCUCCUAGGUCUUUCAUGGAGGCAGGCAGAGUCAUAACUUAGAUUUUUUCUAGGGUAGAUGGAAAAUUAUUAGCCCCUCUUAUAGCGUAGCCAAUCUUGAGCUGUGUGCUUAUGUUUAAUAUAGCUUGACAUAGUUCCUUAUUUAUAUAAUUUCUUUCAGUAGUCAGAUUGGGUCAGAUACUUAAUUUUUUUGCCUAAACAUUACAUUUUGAGGUUGAAGAGUUGAAGGCUGGAUUUGGGGGAGGACCCUAACCCUAAACACAAACCAACCCAUUUAAAAGUAAGUACUGAUGGAGCUGCAUUUGGACAGAACAGCAGAACCCUGGAAGGGAAGAGAUACGUUUAUGGCACGGUCCAGGUCCAGUAAGCACGUUUGCACUGGCAGAGACGGGUGCGUUGCGGAGGUCUGGCCCGGUCUUAGCAGUGCAAGGGUCGCCGCUGCUGGGCUGCCUCGUGCCCACCACGCGCCCUCACCGCCUUGCGACAUUCCAUGGACGACGUGUUCCUGGUACGAUGCACAGCGCCGCUAUGGCGUAUCCUCCGUUUUCAGGUGGUUAAUUGCAGAUUCUUGCGAACCUCAGUGGAACGACAUAGAAAUGUUUUAAUAAAUAAAUAAUAAAUAAACGAGGGAAGAAUCAUAAGCAUCUGGGCAUUCUCCCACUCAGCAGUCCCCAUCUUUGUGCAGACAGGGCUGUUCUUCUCGUGUGCCGAGUAUGGUGAGUUGCCGAGACGGUUGGUUUAAACACACACUGAACAAACGGUUUCACCAUCCAUUCCCCUGCAAUGGAGCAGCUGGCCGUUUUAGGAGACUGCUGUGCUCUUCACUGUCCUCUUACGGAAGCCUUCCUCUUCAGCGAAAGGUAGCAGAGUUCUUGAGGAGAAACAGCUUAGCUUGUGUGAAACACUUUGCAUCCAGUGUUUAUUUUCUACUCAUUUUAUAUCUGUGUAUUAACUAAAAGUUGCCACUGCCGGGUUUUCAGCUUGUUAAGCUUAUUUUUAUCAAAAGCCUGUAGCAUCCUCGCCCUGGUAUUUCUUACGUGAAACUUGUAUGUUCUUUCCUUUGUCAUCCUAAUAAAUUUGUAAUGAUCUUUC